AUGAACAGAGGCAGCGGCAGCGGCGGGAUCCUGUCAUAUGAGAAGCUGGAGGGGUACGCCGUAUGGGUGGGUGCCAGCGUGGCGGCGGCCUUCUUCAUCUCCAUGGAGCGGUGCUCCUGCAUCCACCUCCACACCAUGGACGACGACGACUGCGACGACCCCGAGGAGGCCAAGGACCGGCCCCUCAUGCUCUCGCGUCCCCAGGCCCUCCCCGAGUACUACUAUGACCGGACAGGGUCCUCCGCCUCGUUCGCCAAGAUGUGA
Messenger RNA from Triticum turgidum subsp. durum (durum wheat), 264 nucleotides. The record is from the annotation of a GenBank genome assembly. Lineage: Eukaryota; Viridiplantae; Streptophyta; Magnoliopsida; Poales; Poaceae.